AAAGCCUCAUCUCUUUCUAGACUGAAUGGGGCUAUUCUCUGUAAAGUCAUCAGGAACCUCCCAGCCAUAAUCUGAUGAUACGUCUCAGUAAGGAGAUUCUUGGAGUCGAGAGACACCAGAGGACAUUUAACAUCUCAUCGCUCUGCAGUCAGCUGAGGAGGGUCAGAAAAAGCCUGCAGAGAACUGAACCUUUUCCCGCAAAGAUGGAGAAUUAAUCGUGAUUGGGAUUAAAACUACUGGUUUAUUCUAGACUAUAACAAAUAUAUAUAACUAUAUAUGACUAUAACUUGAAGGCUUCAAGCGUAUUUUUCCGUGAAUAAUGACGUCAAAGCUAGUUUGCUCACUGCUUCUCCUUUGUUUACCUCCUGCUGUUGUUACCCUCUUCUGUUACACCUGCGUCUUCCCCACCAUCUCCCCUCUGGACUGCAUCCGAUUCCCCCUCACGUGCCCCCCCGGGCAGGUCUGUCUCUCCAGCCGAGCCGUGGGUGAGAAAGGGGACUUCCGCGUGGUGUUGUAUGAGAAGAGCUGCAUAGUGACCUCCCUGUGUGGACUCACAGGAGAAAAAUACACCAUGGGACUCAACUUCACCUUCACCAACGAAUGCUGCGACACACACCUGUGCAACCACGCCGCGGGGGCGCCGACCCCCUACCGCAGCGGCACCUUGCUCACGCUUAUUCUUUCAUACUGGAGCUUGGUGAAUUAAAGAGAUACGUGGAGGAGAAGCAGGGUAACGAAGACGAGGUCUUCCCUCUGAUGGCCUGAUGGGCAAAAGCAGAUUAUUUUUACUAACAUUGGAUAAUUACACACAGCUAACAGACUUAUCAUGAUAAACAUUUCUCAAAAGUUUUUGCUGAUAAAUCAGCACUGACAUAGGUCUCUUUCUCUGUAUUUUACGGUAUGAAAAUGCCAUUUUAGUAGCCCCAAUGUUUACAUGUGUGGUUAUGGGGAGAAAAUUUCUUAGUUAUAAUAAAUGUUGUACCGUCGGGGUUAAUAUGGAGUGGAUAGUCUCACGUAACACAGACGCACGGUAACGACUGUCGGGUUCUUUGACAAAAAUAUAAAUAUUGUUCUGAUUGUGCUCACUGAACUAUCUCUACCAUCCGUUAAUUUGCCUCAAGAGUCCUUUACAAUUUAUAUGGAAAUAAGUUCCUACUGUCACAU
Molecule: messenger RNA, 1164 nt
Organism: Pungitius pungitius (ninespine stickleback)
Lineage: Eukaryota; Metazoa; Chordata; Actinopteri; Perciformes; Gasterosteidae
Product: sperm acrosome membrane-associated protein 4-like
Exons: 3
Coding region: 320-706 (128 amino acids)
Biological process (GO): sperm-egg recognition
Cellular component (GO): membrane
Source: RefSeq, a predicted model, not a curated record